Molecule: messenger RNA, 540 nt
Organism: Hyalella azteca
Lineage: Eukaryota; Metazoa; Arthropoda; Malacostraca; Amphipoda; Hyalellidae
Exons: 4
Coding region: 7-540 (177 amino acids)
Biological process (GO): protein localization to kinetochore involved in kinetochore assembly; mitotic sister chromatid segregation; mitotic spindle assembly checkpoint signaling
Cellular component (GO): cytoplasm; kinetochore microtubule; RZZ complex
Molecular function (GO): small GTPase binding
Source: RefSeq, a predicted model, not a curated record
CUGUCCAUGUGGGGCUGCAUAUGGCGGCGCCACCAGCACGAGUUCAUGGAUCGCGUGGACGAGGGUGACGUGAGCGCCAUGCUGCACGGUGUGCCUGGUGGGUUGCCCUCAGAUGCCCUCGUGGCGUGGCUGCCCCACGCCCUCGCCGACCUGCUGCUUCUCUGCCCGCCUGCCCUGCCCGCCAUCCUGCGCUGGACCCUUGCCAGGAUCAGGAGUCUGGAGUCCCGGGAGAAGGCCCAGUGGCCCGACAACGCCCUGCGUGUGGGCCACGCCGUGCUGGGGACCGUGGGGCGCGCCCUUAGUGGACCUGCGGCCCUCCUGCACCUGCUGCAGGUGUGUACCAUGACGGGGCUGUACAGGACCUGCGGCCCUCCUGCACCUGCUGCAGGACCUGCGGCCCUCCUGCACCUGCUGCAGGUGUGUACCAUGACGGGGCUGUACAGGACCUGCGGCCCUCCUGCACCUGCUGCAGGUGUGUACCAUGACGGGGCUGUACAGGACCUGCUGCCCUCCUGCACCUGCUGCAGGUGUGUACCAUGA